GGUUGUAGCUGCAACCUCGGCGGUCCUUGGUUUGUAACACCGGCGCCUCCCAGUCGGGCGGUUGAGCAUCUGUGAUUGGUUGACAAGAGCACAGCGCUCGUUGCCUGGUGCACGAGAGGAACCGAUGGGCAAAAAAAAACACUAGGGGUAAUUUGUGUAAAAUGGCGCUGUCUCAAGGAACAAAGAAAAAAGUUUGCUAUUACUAUGACGGGGACGUGGGGAACUACUACUAUGGCCAGGGUCAUCCCAUGAAACCCCACAGGAUCCGCAUGACGCACAACCUCCUUCUCAACUAUGGACUGUACAGGAAAAUGGAGAUCUAUAGACCACACAAAGCCAGUGGGGAAGAGAUGACUAAAUACCACAGUGAUGACUACAUUAAGUUCCUGAGGUCCAUCCGACCGGACAACAUGUCUGAGUAUAGCAAACAGAUGCAGAGAUUCAAUGUCGGCGAGGACUGUCCCGUGUUCGAUGGUCUGUUUGAGUUUUGCCAGCUCUCAGCAGGUGGAUCUGUCGCUGGGUCAUUGAAGUUGAACAAGCAGCAGACGGACAUCGCCAUCAACUGGGCCGGCGGACUCCACCACGCCAAGAAGUCCGAGGCCUCAGGUUUCUGCUACGUCAACGACAUCGUCCUGGCCAUCCUCGAGCUGCUAAAGUACCACCAGAGGGUGUUAUACAUCGACAUUGACAUUCACCACGGUGAUGGAGUGGAGGAGGCCUUCUACACCACAGACAGGGUCAUGACUGUCUCUUUCCACAAGUAUGGGGAAUACUUCCCUGGCACUGGAGACCUUAGGGACAUCGGAGCAGGAAAGGGGAAGUACUACGCAGUAAACUACCCGCUGAGAGACGGGAUUGAUGAUGAGUCCUAUGAAGCCAUCUUCAAACCUAUCAUGGCUAAAGUCAUGGAGAUGUACCAGCCGAGUGCUGUUGUUCUCCAGUGUGGAGCGGAUUCUCUUUCUGGAGACCGACUCGGCUGCUUCAACCUCACCAUCAAAGGCCACGCCAAAUGUGUGGAGUACAUCAAAAGUUUCAACCUGCCCCUGCUGAUGCUGGGCGGAGGAGGCUACACCAUUCGCAACGUGGCCCGUUGCUGGACGUACGAAACGGCCGUCGCCUUGGACUGCUCCAUCCCCAACGAGCUGCCCUACAAUGAUUACUUUGAGUAUUUUGGGCCCGACUUCAAGCUGCAUAUCAGCCCGUCCAAUAUGACCAACCAGAACACCAACGAAUACCUGGAGAAGAUCAAGCAGCGUCUGUUUGAAAACCUCCGCAUGCUGCCUCACGCCCCCGGUGUCCAGAUGCAGGCGAUCCCCGAGGACGCUCCCCACCCGGACAGCGGAGACGAGGAGGAGGAGGAGGACCCCAACAAACGCAUCUCUAUCCGGGCCCACGACAAGAGGAUAGCCUGUGAGGAAGAGUUUUCUGACUCCGAGGACGAGGCGGAGGGGCAGGGAGGAGGCCGGAGGAACGCAGCCAACCACAAGAAGAUGAAACGAGUGAAGAAGGAGGAAGAGAAGGAAGCAGAGGAAAAGAAAGAAGUGAAGGAGGAGGAGAAGGAGGAAGAGAAGAUGGACACAUCAGGGGGACCAAAAGAAGAAGUGAAGACGACUUGAAGUCCGACUCGGAGACGGCCGUUUGUCCUCGAGCGCUACUGAUUCCUAUAGGACCCUUUUUCUAAUCCUUUUACUGUGUUCUUAUUGGCAAACCUGGUUUACGCCGUAUUAUUUACAAUCGUUACCAACCAGUGAAGCUCAGUGUAACCGCCACUCAACUGGAACUUUGUGUCGUAUAAAACAAAUCCUCCUCAGCUGUUGUGUGAAGAAAAGCACUCGUACUGUUCCAUAAUGGCAUUUCAGGUUGAUGGGGUUCACGUUAACACACCUGCAGAGAUGUAGAUCAUUUCUAAGUGUAGUCACAUGCAAAAAGGCUUGUUAGUUUUUAAACAUCUAUUUAGGAUAGCGUUAGAAUAACCAGCAUUUAGCAAACUGCUCGGCUUGCUGCUAACGUCUCAGUGAAUGCAUGUUUCAGGACGCCUUUGCCAAGACAGGUGUGAUCUCUGCUUAGUAACUUAUUUUAAAUCAUGAUUACAGUUUAGCCCAUCGACCUGUGAAUAUCUGCUCCGUUUCUUUUCUUCCUGCAUCGUUUGUAUGUUGAAGUAUAAAUGGGUGCUAAUGUUUGCAAGUGACUUGUUUUAGAUAUUUUAUACAUUAAGGUGGAGGGAGCCGGUAAAAUGGCUUCUCUACAUGUUUGGAGUUUUCUCCAUGUGAAAUGUGCAUUAUCAUAACUUUGUAAUAAAACCGAAGAAAAACUGA
Cottoperca gobio is the source of this 2315-nucleotide messenger RNA. It is a transcript of the gene hdac1, whose product is annotated as histone deacetylase 1. Gene Ontology annotation, biological process: heterochromatin formation. Gene Ontology annotation, molecular function: histone deacetylase activity. The transcript is spliced from 12 exons. Lineage: Eukaryota; Metazoa; Chordata; Actinopteri; Perciformes; Bovichtidae. The record is from RefSeq and is a predicted model, not a curated record. Gene Ontology annotation, cellular component: NuRD complex. The coding region runs from base 162 to 1616 and encodes 484 amino acids.